Molecule: messenger RNA, 698 nt
Organism: Diabrotica balteata
Lineage: Eukaryota; Metazoa; Arthropoda; Insecta; Coleoptera; Chrysomelidae
Source: the annotation of a GenBank genome assembly
AAUGUGGCAACUGUGUCGAGACAUUUUCGUUUUUGAUUAAUGUUUUUGUGUACAUCAAUAAUAAAAUUGUUGGUUUCCAUAUUUUCCAAUAUUUCUACGAUACAAACUUUACAGUGAUUUGGAACAUGGGAAAAGAUGACAACAGUAGCUAAAAAUUCUGAAGACAUUUUAAAAGGUUUUCAAAUAAAUUGGAUCUGUCUGCGAGACGCCGACGGUGGUAAAAUAUUCUGGCAAGGCUCUGAGGACUUAAGCUUCCCAGAAGUAGAACAUGAAGCUCGAGUACCUAAGACAAUCCUCAAAUGUCGUGCAGUAUCUCGAGAGUUUAACUUUAGCUCCAAAGAGCAAAUGGAGAAAUUCCGUUUGGAACAAAAAGUUCUAUUUAAAGGGAGAUGUCUUGAAGAAUGGUACUUUGAAUUUGGUUUUGUUAUGUCAGAGUCGACAAAUACAUGGCAAUCCAUUAUGGAGGCCGCACCAGAAUCACAGAUGAUGCCCGCCUCGGUGCUUAAUGGCAACAUAGUGAUUGAGACCAAAUUUUACGACGAUGAUCUUUUGAUUACCACAUCGAGAGUUCGUGUAUUUUAUGUGUAGAUACAGUUUACAAUAAUAUAGUUGAUAACACGGCUUAAAUAUGAGCCAAACAAUGUUAUUUUUAGUUAUUUAAGUGUUCAGACUGUUUUCAUACCAGCAUUUACAAUUUU